Messenger RNA from Columba livia (rock pigeon), 8001 nucleotides. It is a transcript of the gene DMC1, whose product is annotated as DNA meiotic recombinase 1. The record is from RefSeq and is a predicted model, not a curated record. Bases 6103 to 7158 code for a protein of 351 amino acids. Gene Ontology annotation, cellular component: condensed nuclear chromosome; nucleus. The transcript has 18 exons. Gene Ontology annotation, biological process: mitotic recombination; DNA repair; DNA recombinase assembly. Lineage: Eukaryota; Metazoa; Chordata; Aves; Columbiformes; Columbidae. Gene Ontology annotation, molecular function: ATP binding; ATP-dependent DNA damage sensor activity; double-stranded DNA binding.
CAGAAAAUCUGUCCUUGCUUGGGAACACGGGAGAAAAAGUGGAGAAACUCCGGGGUCCUGGACUGCAUGAACACAAUGAAUUCCGGGUUAAAAUUUGGAGAGAGAAGAGCAGGCAGUUCUUUAUCAAACCGUCCUCCAAAGCAGUCCCCGUGUCCUGAUUUUUCUCCAACUCAAGAGAGAGAACAGCUUCUUUUACCACAUUGCAAAGAAUUACACGUUGCUCGUGCUUGGCCGUCGCAGAUUCCACCACCAGGAGGCCCUCAGUAAAGAGCUUGUAGCUCGGCAAAGAAAACAGGAGGACAGUGAAGUAAGAUUGAGAAACCUGUCCCCAUAGGACAAUACUUGACCUAUAAACAGAGAUUCUCAGAGUGCUGUGUAGGCAUCUAUUAAUUGAUCCUUGCAGGAAUCCUAAUAUCCAUCCAUUAGUUGUACUGUAACUUCUGAGGGUAUUGGGGUGUCAUGGGUGUUAUCCCUGCAUUGAAUCACCAAGCAAUAGCCAGGAAAUUAAUGCCUUUACCUUCUGCAUAGUAAAGCUCUUAAUAACUAAGUAAAAUAAUAAAAUGGGUAACACAUGGCUUUGAUUUCUACUCACAUCUGUCCUCUAUCUUUCACCCGAAGAAUAUGCCUGUCUAAAUUCACCUCUGCCUUCUCUCUUAUUUACUUAUUCCUGGGUUCUUAAUUUUCUUUCACGUUUCACAGCAGGCUUUUAGUGUCUCCUAAAAGUUCUAAAUAACUGCAGUAACAGUCUAAUUGUUCUCUUUUGGUGUCAUUACCUUCUUUAAAGAUAGGGGGAAGGAGAAAUAUUUUCAUCCCUUUUUUUUUGCCAAAUUGUGCACUUCUUUCCUUAAUCACUGGUUCUUCAAAGCUGUAGUCAUUCCUUUGGCUGAAAUGUAGACUUUGUUAAUCAAAAGAACCAUGUGUCCAUGAUAUCUUAACCAACAAGUAUAUAGAGUUGCAAUUUUUAUUUUCUUAAAUCCUAGCUUUUGCUCUUCACUGCUGAGUCGAGCCUUCUAUAUCUGCUUCUGUUUCUGUUUCCCAAGGUCAUGUUUCAGUACUGACGAGUCCAAGAUGCAGCUUUGCAAUGCAGUUUCAGACUGGAUGAUGGGUGAGAGUGGCAAUGCAUCUGGUGCCAUCUGCGGGCUGCAAAUGAGUUAUCCUUUGUCUUUCAAACUGUUUCUGCCCUCCUUCCCUGAAUUCACACAUAUACUUUCUACGCAUUUACAUUUGCUUACUUGGGCCUUUCUUAUAUGUAGUGGCGUGCAAAAUGUGUAUCCUCUAAGAAGCAGAAAAAGUGUAUAUGAAGCCAUUAUGUUGUAUACAAAGAUCCCAGGCCUCUAAAGAGCCUUUCCAAUCAUAGUUCACCUUAAAGAGUUUAAGCAAAUACACAGGCAGUUUAGCCACUCAUGUGCUCUGGAUAGAAUCCUUUGCUUCCUGACAGAGUUUGCCAUGAGGCUGCCCUUGGUGACUGGGAGACCGAAGGUUCAGAGGUCACAUACAGUGUCCUGAACAGUCCACUGUUCAGCUCUAUUUCAUUCUGUUCCUGUUAGCUGGGUACUCCUUGUUUCUGUGUCUUCCCAUUCUUCUCUUUAUCUCUUGCUUUCACAGCCAUCUGUUUCUGUGGGUCACUUAAGAAGUCCUUUCUGGGAAAUGAUGAAAUAUUAAACCUCUAGCCUGUAGGUUCCCAAUUAGUGGAUGGAGGGAGGCUGCACCAGAGAAAGGAUCUCUCAGGAUGGGUUGGUUUCUUAUGCUCUGUUGUAACCGUCCACAGCUGGCAGCUGCUGGAGAAAAGAUGUUGGGCCUUGGGGCUGAGCUGCUGUGUUUAUAAGGGGGCGCAAACAGGGCCUGCAUUCUAAAUCCCCUCCUAAGAUUAUUUUAUCUCAUGGCUUAGGUUAACGUCAACUGUGCUUUGUCUGUACAAACAAGUGAUAACUGCAUCAUGAGAAAAUGUGAAGCUUGGUGUGUUAGCACACUAUGAAGACAGGAGAAAAGUCCUAAGUAUCUUUUUUCUCUUCCAUGUUCUUUCACUGUUCCUUCCUUCUCUCCACUUUGGCACACUACCAACCCAAGAAGCUACACUAACUGGGGCUAUUCUCAGUUGGAACCAGAAAAAUUCAAAUGAACAAUUUGCUGUCACCAAAGGGAGAGGAGAGUUCUAAGAACACCGUUGUAAGCACUUUUCCCUGCCUGCUAAUCUCUAAAUAGGUGUUUUGUAUCCAAACCAGGUGAUUACUUUUCUUCCCAGGAUGCCUUGAUCUACAGGUCUUACUCUAUACUGAUUCUUUGUGUAAGAAAGGUAUGCCUGUGGAUGGCCUUUUACCAAAGGCAAAAAUGGAAGAUAUUGUGAGCUUUAGAUGAUGUGGUGUCUGCAGCAGCAUGAGAAUGGACUGUGUGCUCCAAAAAAUGCUUUCCAGUGCUGAGUGUCUGCUACAAGCUCAUCUGCAGAUGAAGUAGCUUUUUGGGCUUUAGAGGAAUGCAGAUGACUGCUCACCAAUGGCCUGAACUAGCCUGAGGUAAAAGCUGUUGAGGGACACCAGGAGAUUUAGAACCCAUUCCCAUGAGACCUGUGAAGGCCAGGUGCUGUAGUGCAGAAAAGGGAAGAUCCGAUUGUUCUGUUUUGUUUUCCUGUCUUAAUUUUGUGUUGUUCCCUGCAGUAGCCAGGGGUGCAAAUAUGAGACGUACUAGGACCAGGUAGAAGGAGGUCUUGAUAGCUCAGCAGUUGUCGUAUAAAUAGCUGGAUGUGGUGUCUGUGUGUUCAACACCAGUAAAGCAGGAUCUUCAGUAGUUCACAAGGGAAAGAAAACCCUGAAAAUACUAAUUUCGAAUUUGCAUUGAAUGUCAAAGCAAAGUGAGCUGUAUGGAGGGUGCUCUCUCUGCGUAAACUUGGUUUCAUGUCUUGGAUUCUAAACGUAUGAACUGUGUUUUUCAUUCUGCCUCCCUUCCCCAGAUUCCUUCAAGAUGACAAGCAGUCCAGAGAAGACUGGUAGGCACUCUGUAGAAGAAUGUAAGAUAAAAAUAGGUUCACAAAGAUGUGCAGCCAGCAAGUGGAUGUGUCACAGAAGCUAAGGCUUUAAUUAAAAGUAUCCAUUGCUGACCUCUUCAUCUUGUUCCUAUUAUGGACAAGUUUGUUGGUUUAGGGUUUUUUGAUCAAUUUGUCAGAUAACACUAAAAAGGAGUUUUUCCUUAACCAUUCAGAAAUACUUCCUUGAAGUCAUCAGGACUCUUCUCAUUUUCUAAGUUUGAUCUUACUAAUUUCAAUCACAUGCCCCACGAGCAUUUUUUUACACUUCCCUUGUUGUUUAGGGAUUCUUGCUCAUUGCAGGUCAUCAUUCCACAGGCAACAUUUGCUGUCUAUAUUGUACUCUUCAGCCAAGAUACAGCAGACAUUUCCUUUAGAAAAGAAGUAAGUAAAGAAUGUGGCACAAGGAAAAUUAUAUUUAACUUUGACUUAUGCUCCAAGUCCUUAAAUAUUGUGAACAAUCUUGUAUUUUUAACCUUACUGGGAGGGAAGGGGUGUCAUAUUUAGAAAACAGUUCCCAGCUCACAUAUCUAUGUAAUUUGUUUCAUUUUGGAAACAAAAGCAGAUGAAAAUCUGAGUCUCUGAAGAUUUAAAUCUUGUCAGUCUGAAAGAAAGCUAAAUUGUUUUCAUGGGUCAGCAGACAGGCUGUUCUCACAAUUCAUCCAUUCAUUUACUGCCAAAGCGAUGUGCUACUUCAGUUCCAAGUUUAAACAACUGGUAGUGAUAACUUGUUGUCAGGGAUCAUGUUAGUAUGUCAAGCCUUGUGUAGAACACGGGACAGUGUGUAAUCUGAACUGGGACAGGUGAGCCAGUGUUUGACAGGCUGCAAAUAAGGAUAAUCAAGCCAGUGAAAAAAUGGGGAUUGCUGUUUCCAAAACAAAUAUCCUAAUUUGAUAUUUUGUCAGCUAGACAGGUAGUGACAUUUUCCAAAAUGUUCCAUUCUAAGCAUUUACUUUGCAGUAAAUGGGAAUGGCAGAUCCCUGGCAUUUAAGCUUUGGCUGUUUAAUUCUGACCCUCUGAAUUCCUAUUUUGAAAUCUUGGGAGCUGAAUGACCUGGAUGAUGGACUAAUGCAAAAGCAUUACCUCUGUACUUCGAUACAGUGCAGCAAAUUACUUUGAAAUGUCUAAUUCAUUUGGGUUCUAGCCAUAUCUUUGUUAGUAUUUUAGGAGAAAGGAAAAUAUGGUUAUUUGUCAUACAAAGAAAGGCAAAGUUCUAAGCAUAGAGAGCAAACGAAGUAAAGCAGAAGAAAAAAGCAAGACAAGGGUAUUUGGGCAAAGUAGCAUGGAAAAAUGUAUGAACGGUGGAAGGAAUGGUAGUAGUAAAUGUACACAGAGGCUGCGUGGAAUAGGAGGCUGGGAGACAGAGGCCAGUGAGAACAUUCAAAGUUGGUAAUGAUAGGAAUUUAUUUAUCUACAAAUGGUUUUGAAAUAAAUUGAAUUAUAUUGUUCUUAAAUCAAAGUUAAGAACAAUGUGUGUAUUGUUAUACACUUUGUGUUUUUUUUCCUGUACUGUACAUUGAAGAAAGGGAAAAGAAAUAAGUGAUCAGUCAUAAUGUCUGCCCGUGCUGCUAAAAUCUAAAGUCCUGGAAAACAAGCUGGCAGGAGAGCAAGUUGUUCUCCUUAAUAUCUGAAAUUAGUUAUAUCAAGCAUUUUCUUUUGUAUUUACUUGUAUUGCAGAGGACUUUUACUUCUCUCAGCAUAAGACACAAUUUACUCAGCUUGCAUCUUACUGAUUUCUACUAUUUUUGUAAUGAAAGUUUGUGCUGUCACAUCUGUCAACAAGUAGAGACAACAACUUCUGUUUCUCUUGACAAAGAUAAAUUGAGUUUGGUGUAUUUUUUUCUUUUAAUGUACACUAUUAGAGCAAUCAUGCCAGGCUCCAGAUCACUUUUAUUCUUUGGAAUCUGUGUCUUUGCUUAUAUUUAAAUAUCAUCAAAGUGAUACUGCCACACUGCCAGCAUAUCAGUUUGUCUCACUACCUCAAGGGUCUUGCCAUUACAGAGUGUUAGAAGAUGACCCCUCACCAGUGCUGCUUUGUCACUGUGGAGUGGCAAGGGGAAAAAUAUUUCACUGUGUAGUUAUGCAGGAAGUGGAUAUUUGGGAGAGUUUAGUUUGCUUAUAAAACUGGUUUAGAGAAACAACAGUAACCAUGUGAUAUUAGUGCCAUUUAUUACCCAGAUCUGUGUGUUGAAACACAUAUGAGUGUGUUGUGCUUAAUUUAUUUUGUUAAAGCAAUUUAUGGAGUCAAUAAAUCUUGAAGGGAAGGAAUCUUCCACACUUGCUUCUGUUAGAGACAGCUGACUUGGCUGGGCAUUUAUGGAACUGUUCCAUCAGUUACUUUUUACCAUAUAAGGUCAUUACCCUGGUGUCAUAGUUAUUUUGCAAGCCUAUAAUGGCCUUCUAUCACCCUGAAGUAUUUCCUGCCAUUUCAGCAGGAGAGGAUGCUUUUAUUCCUUUUCCCAUGACUGCUAUGUGGUGCUGCUAGCACUAGUGGCUGCUGCAUUUUGUUCUAGAAACAGCUACAUUUCACUUGUGUAUGGGCAAGAGUUUUUAAAGAGAAUACAGGAAAAUUAUGGCAUUAAUCCUACCAGCAUGGUAAAAUACUCAAAAUUUUUUUUUCCUUUAAUUUUACUUGAAGGAACUGAAACAUGGACAAGCUUCUUGCAAGUACAAGCUUCAUCAAACAAGCGAAGUUUUCCAAGUCCAAACGGGUAAAAUAUAAAACACUGACUUUUCCAGAUUAAUCUUCAGUGCUGGUGUGUGAAUAAAUUAGAAAGCAUUGACUCUUUCGGACAUAACAGUUAAGACAAUAUUUGCAGUACUUCUGGCUUGUUUGUAGUAGGAGUCAGAAUUUCUUUGAUGUGAAGAAUACACAGACAGUCCUGUGUUCUGCAGCACAGCAGAUCCAUCCAUGAGCAAUCUUCUUGUUUUAACACCCUUUCUGGCACUGGUGGCUCGAAUCCUCUGGGUCUCCGGCGCUCCAACACACCAGUAGCAGGAGGACUCUCCACUAAGCAGGACGAUUUUUUUCAACACUAAAGCUUUUAGUAGGUAGUGAUCUGUACUUUAUUGCCUGCUCUUUCACGAUGAAGGCCAUGGAUGAUCAAGUAGUCCAAGAAGAACCAGGAUACCAAGAUGAUGAGGAAUCUUUUUUUCAAGAUAUUGACCUGCUGCAGAAACAUGGAAUUAACGUAGCAGAUAUUAAAAAACUGAAGUCAGUUGGGAUCUGCACGAUCAAAGGAAUCCAGAUGACCACCAGACGGGCACUGUGCAAUGUAAAAGGGCUUUCAGAAGCCAAAGUGGACAAGAUUAAAGAAGCUGCAAACAAGCUUAUUGAACCAGGCUUCCUGACCGCCUUUGAGUACAGUGAAAAACGGAAGAUGGUCUUUCACAUUACUACUGGCAGCCAGGAAUUUGAUAAACUUCUGGGUGGUGGUAUUGAGAGCAUGGCAAUCACUGAGGCCUUUGGAGUCAUAAAGAUGAAUACCUGCAUGAGCAGUUUCCGGACAGGCAAAACCCAGCUAUCUCACACCCUUUGUGUGACAGCUCAGCUUCCAGGAUCAAACGGCUACACAGGUGGAAAGAUUAUCUUCAUUGAUACUGAAAACACUUUCCGACCAGAUCGUCUCCGCGACAUUGCUGAUCGCUUCAACGUUGACCACGAUGCAGUACUUGACAACGUGCUGUAUGCACGUGCAUAUACCAGUGAACACCAGAUGGAAUUGCUUGACUAUGUAGCAGCCAAGUUCCAUGAGGAAGCUGGUAUCUUCAAGCUACUGAUCAUUGACUCCAUAAUGGCACUUUUCCGUGUGGAUUUCAGUGGUCGUGGAGAGUUGGCUGAACGACAACAGAAACUGGCUCAGAUGCUGUCAAGGCUCCAAAAAAUAUCAGAAGAAUACAAUGUGGCUGUGUUUGUGACCAACCAGAUGACUGCUGAUCCAGGAGCCACUAUGACCUUUCAGGCGGACCCAAAAAAGCCUAUUGGGGGUCACAUCCUUGCUCAUGCUUCAACUACCAGGAUUAGUUUGAGGAAAGGGAGAGGGGAGCUGCGUAUUGCGAAGAUAUACGACAGCCCUGAGAUGCCUGAAAACGAAGCCACGUUUGCAAUAACUGCUGGAGGGAUUGGGGAUGCCAAAGAAUAGGCAGAAAACCAAUGUAAAUGUACAGCUGAAAACCACGUGGGCAGCUGGAAUGAAGAUUUGUUUGUGCAAGGUCACUGACUGCCUGGCUGCAUUUCUGCCUUUCGUGAAACAUUUGAGAUAUUUCGGGAGUACAUUGGGAUGAACUCUGUACAGUUCAGUUAUAUUGAUCUGAAUAGAACUUGGUUCAUUUAGGGUCUUAAUUUUUCAGUCGGACUUCCAGCAGACAAAGAUUUAAGAAAUAAGCUUGUGAAUUGUUCAAAUAAUCCUUUUUGUGUAUUUUGUGAAAAUCAAAGCUGUCCUUCAUAUGCAGUUAAUACACUCUUUUUUAGUUACUUUCAAAGAGAAGGUCAAUGUGGUAGAAUUUAAUAGUGGAAAAUGGAACAGAAAUGGAACAACCUCAGUUAUAAAAUUGACAUAAAUAGAUGGAAAAGACAGUGGCAGGAGGAACAGCCCAAGAACUGGAUGGACUCUCAUGUACCAUAGAUGGUAUAAGUUAUUUUAACAAAUAUGUUUUCAAGCAUUUUUAUUUUUACUAGCUAAUUUUUGUACUUUUAUUUAGCAUUUUCUACUUUCUGAAGAGAAUGUUUUAAAACUGUUCUUAUUGAAGUAAAGAUUAUGAAUUAGAACAGCACUCUGCUUGUGUUUGGCUGCUUUGAAUCAAACCGUGCUCUCAAUAAUCUCACUGCUCUUUCAGGAGAGAAAUAAACUGGGUGCAACCCAAUAUUCUAAAACCUUUUGUCUAGUUCUUCAAAGAAACAUACUUCACAUAAUUGCUUUGUCGGCCUCCUAACAGGAGUAGGAAUAUUAAAUAUUAUUAUAAAAAGCAUAGGGAAACAAACGCAA